UUUUUAUUAGUCUGAAGCUAGCACUAGUGAGAACUCAAGAGGGAGGGUGGAACUUUGCCUCUCAUCUCUGAAUUAAGCUUUUUUGUGUGUAUGUGUUUAACAGGUAAAAGAAAGUCAAGCCGUGAUGGAUAUCUAUGACCCCCAGACCUUGGGAGUUAUGGUGUUUGGUGGAUUCAUGGUCAUUUCAGCCAUUGGAAUCUUCCUGGUAUCUACCUUCUCCAUGAAGGAGACAUCCUAUGAAGAAGCCCUAGCUAAUCAGCGUAAGGAAAUGGCAAAAACUCACCAUCAGAAAGUGGAAAAGAAAAAGAAGGAAAAAUCUGUGGAGAAGAAGGGACGGGCGAAGAAAAAGGAAGAAAAACCCAAUGGGAAAAUACCUGAACCAGAAUUGCUUCCUAGUGUCACUGUCAUCUCCAGAGACCCAGUACCUGAGAGAGGUGUGGUGUUGGCUCCUAUUGUGGUAGAAACUAUCAAACCUUCUAAAUCUCCAGUUGCAUCAGCAGCACCACCACCAAAAGCAGCAGUGCAACCAACCAAAGGGGCAACAACAGCAUCACCAUCAUCAUCAUCAAAAGGAGCAGCAGGAGGAAUAUCUCCACCAGCAAAAGGAGGAGCAGCAGUGCAACCAACAAAAGGAGGAACAGCACAAUCAACCAAAGGAGCAGCAGCAUCACCACCACCAUCAACAAAAGGGGCAGCUGGAGGAACACCUCCACUCACUAAAGGAGGAGCCCCAGCACAACCAACUAAAGGAGGAGCCCCAGCACAACCAACUAAAGGGGGAGCCCCGGCACAACCAACUAAAGGGGGAGCCCCGGCACAACCAACUAAAGGAGGAGCCCCGGCACAACCAACUAAAGGGGGAGCCCCGGCGCAGCCAACUAAAGGGGGGGCCCCGGCGCAACCAACUAAAGGGGGAGCCCCGGCGCAGCCAACUAAAGGGGGGGUCCAAGGGCAGCCAUCUAAAGGGGGAGCCCCGGCGCAGCCAACUAAAGGGGGAGCCCCAGCGCAGCCAACUAAAGGGGGAGCCCCAGCGCAACCAACUAAAGGGGGGGCCCCGGCGCAGCCAACAAAAGGGGGGGCCCCGGCGCAGCCAACAAAAGGUGUAACGGCAUCGCCACCACCAUCAACAAAGGGGGCAGCAGGAGGAACACCUCCACCAACUAAAGGAGGGGCAGUAGCUGCACAACUGACCAAAGGAGCAAUAGCAGCGCAGUCAGGCAAAGUGGUGCCACCACAGACAAAAGGAGCAGCUGCACAGUCAGGGAAAGCUGCAUGUGUGACAGUGGCAUCCGCAUCCCCAGUAGAACAAGGGGCAGCAGCACCAUUAGGGAAGCGGGCGGCACGGGCAGCUCGGGCGGCGGCACAGGCAGCAGCAGCAGCCGCAGGAGCACAGACAGCACCAGUGGCACCAGCAGGGCAGGGGGCAGAACCAGAAGCACCAUUAGGGAAGCGGGCGGCUCGGGCAGCUCGGGCAGUGGCGGCGGCACAGGCAGCAGCAGCACAGGCAGCAGCGGCACAGGCAGUACCAGUGGCACCAGCAUCACCAGGAGGGCAGGGGGCAAUAGCAGAAGCACCACUGGGAAAGCGGGCGGCUCGGGCGGCUCGGGCAGCAGCAGCUGCAGCACAGGCAACAGCAGCAGAAGCAGUACCAGUGGCACCAGCAUCAACAGUAGGGCAAGGGGUAGCAACAGCGGCACCACUGGGAAAGCGGGCAGCCCGGGCAGCUCGGGCAGCAGCAGCGCAGGCAGAGACAGCAGUACAGAUAGUGCCAGUGGCACCAGCAGCACCAGUAGGGCAGGGGGCAGCAGCACCAGUGGUUUCUGGGGGACGGGCGGCAGCUCGGGCAGCUCGAGCGGCAGCAGCACAGGCUGCGGCGGUAGCUCAGACAGUGCCCAUGGUGGCAGCAUCACCAGUAGGGCAGGGAGCAGCCUCAGGGGGGCGAGCGGCAGCACGGCAGGCUCGAGCUGCUUCAGCACAGGCAGCAGCAGUGCAGGCAGUACCAGUGGCAGCAGUACAGGUAGCACCUGUAGCAGCUGUGGUAGCAAAUGCCUCUGCACCCCUGCAAGGACAGCCUGCUUCAUCCCCUAAGGAAAAGAGAAAGAAGGAAAAGAAGGUGGCAAAAGUGGAACCAGCACCCAGCCCUGUGGUGAGUUCCAUGCAUGUCCUUUCCUCAAAAUCAUCAGUGCUUGAAGCUGCUCCCAAAGAAGUCCCUGUGGUUGCUGUUCCUCCUGUUGGUACAAAGGCCAGUACCCCCGUUACCAGCCUAACCCAUGGAAAAAAGGCCGACAUUGUCAACCAUGAAGAGCCAAAGCAUGAAGCUCCAUCAAAGAGGAAAUCUUCCAAGAAAAAGAGUGAGCCAACUCCAACAGAUUCUGAUGGCCCCCUCUAUCUCCCCUACAAGACUCUGGUGUCUACCCUCCAAAGUACGGUUUUCAAUGAAGGGGAAGCCCAUUGUCUCAUCGAAAUCUUAUCAGAGAAAGCUGGCGUGGUUCAGGAUACCUGGCAUAAGGCUACUCAAAAAGGGGAUCCAGUGGCAGUUUUGAAGCGACAACUGGAAGAGAAGGAAAAGCUGCUGGCUACUGAACAACAGGAUGCUGCUGCUGCCAAAAAUAGACUGAGGGAACUUAAUAAGGAGCUUGCCUCCGAGAAGUCAAAGGCAGCCGCUGGGGAAGCCAACGUGAAAAAACAGCUCUUGGCCAGGGAGCAGGAGAUCGUGGCUGUGCAAGCCCGCAUGAAAGCUAGUUACCGGGACCACGUGAAUGAAGUGCAGCAGCUGCAGGGGAAGAUUCGAAGUCUUCAAGAGCAGUUGGAGAAUGGACCAAAUACUCAGUUGGCUCGUUUACAGCAAGAGAACUCAAUUCUGAGAGAUGCUUUGAACCAAGCAACAAGUCAGACUGAGAGCAAGCAGAACACAGAACUUGCUAAGCUGAGGCAAGAGUGCAGUAAGCUCACAAAAGAAGUGGCUGAAAAGUCUGAAGCUGUGCAGCAGGAGGAACAGCAGAAGAAGAGCCUAGAGAUCAAAGCUGCAACCUUGGAAAAACAGGUCCAGCAGCUACAGGUUUCUCAAAAAGAAAAAGAAGACUCCCUCCAGAAGAGGCUGGAUGAAGUGAGCGGAGAGCUUCGUAAAUCACAAUCCAGCAACAAAAACCUUUUGGCAGACUUGGAGAAAGCAAAAGGAGAUAGGCAGAAUAUUGCUGAACUGCGUACCAAAUUACAGUCCUCAGAAACAGAGGUGAAAAGCAAGUCUGAAGAGUUGAAUAAACUCAAAGGAAAACUGUCAGAGUCCAGUUCAGAAAAUGCACAGCUAACAGAAAGAAUUAAAUCCAUCGAGGCUCUCCUGGAAGCUGGCCAGGUCAAAGAAGCUAAAGAUGCCCAGGCUAGCCAAGCAGAAGUGGACCAGUUACAAGCAAGGCUUAAAGAGCGAGAAGCCCGGGUAACAUCUUUGGAAAAGGAAGCUAUGGAGCUAAAGGAGGCUGUUGAGCAGCAGAAACUAAAAAAUAAUGACCUCCGAGAGAAAAACUGGAGAGCAAUGGAAGCUUUGGCAUCCGCUGAGAAAGGAUGUGAAGAGAAAUUGAGUUCUUUAACCAAAGCAAAGGAAGAAGCAGAGAAGCAAUUCAGUAUCACCCAGACAAAAACAAAAGAAACUCUUCUCUCCCUCUUCCCAGAUAUUUCAAUAGCCGCCACACAGCAGAGUUAUGAUGGGUGGUUAGAAGAAUUCAAAGUGAAGAGGAUGGAAGCUGUAAAGCAGAAAGCACCUGAAGGAGUAUCUUUGGACUUAGCUUCCAAGUUAAAAGAAGCCGAGGAAGCCCAAAGCACUUUACAGUCAGAAUGUGAUCAGUACCGAAACAUACUCGCAGAAACGGAAGGCAUGUUGAAAGAUCUUCAGAAGAGUGUGGAAGAGGAAGAGCAGGUAUGGAAAGCCAAACUCACAGUAUCAGAAGAAGAACUACAAAAGUCACAAAUUAAAGUGAAACAUCUUGAAGAAACCAUGGAGAAGUUAAAAGGAGACUUACAGAAUACAGCUCAGGUCAAAGAAUAUGCAGCUCUCUUGGAGGCACGGCUAGAAGAGCACAUGUCGACGUCUAGUGCAGAAUGUCAGAAGUACACGAAAGAGGUAGAGUCGCUGAGGGACCUUUUAACGGAAGCCCGAGAGCAGAUGGACGCAGCCAACAGUGAAGCACAGAAGCAGAGCAAGGAACUCGCCCUGGUCAGGCAGCAGUUGAGUGAAAUGAAGAACCAUGUACAGGAUGGUGAAGUUGUUGGGUCGCAGGCUGACCUAACUGAGCAGGAGCCUCUGGAGGUUAGGGCGCUGAAAACGCAGCUGGAGCGGACAGAAACCGUCCUAGAGAAAGAGCAGGUCCAGCGGCAGAAGCUCACAGCAGAGUUCGAGGAGGCCCAGAAUUCAGUGUGUAGUUUACAAGCAGAGUUGGAGAAGCUUCGAGCAUCUACCGGCCUAGAGUCUUCAGAAACAGAGGAGGCUGUUCAUUUGAAGGAAAGGCUGGAGAAAGAAAAGAAGCUGACGAAAAGCUUGGGGCAAGCUGCUACCAAGCUCCAGGGGCUUCUGAAGGCGGCCCAGGAGCAGCUCGCCAAGGAGAGAGACACGGUAAAGAAGCUGCAGGACAAGCUUGAGAAAACGGAGGAGGCCGGCAGUACGAAGGAAGGGACGUCGGUGUGAAGCGCCUCCGGGAUGGACGUCCCUUACUCAACUUUACCAAAAUGCCUUACACAUUCCUUACAAACAAAGCAAGCAGAACCAGUACACCUGCUCCACGUCCUGUAGCUAUGAGACAGAAGCCAUUAGUGACCCGGAACCUCGUAGAUUCACAAGCGACCCAGUACAGGCGCCGCCUUGGUCCAGGAGUCCUCGUGACGUUUUCUGACGCGGCGCCUGCCGGGCGCGCCGGGCUGCCGGGAAGCGGACUCCAGGCUUGGGGACUCUUCUGGAGGAGCAGCCCCCACGCGUGUGUGCGGGCCGGGGACAACGUCUGUGUGUCUGUGUCGAUCAGUGCAAUGGUGGGGGGCGGGGGGGCUGCUCCUGCAGAGUCGUGGAGAACGGGGAGACCCGCAGGGGAGGGCGUGGGCCGAGCGGACGCCAGCCAGGCCCGGCGGUGAAUUUCUGGGUGUUACUGCUAUUAAAACCAAUGUUGUAGCCA
This is a messenger RNA of Gracilinanus agilis (Agile Gracile Mouse Opossum), 5153 nucleotides long. RefSeq names its product ribosome binding protein 1 (gene RRBP1). The coding region runs from base 125 to 4675 and encodes 1516 amino acids. The record is from RefSeq and is a predicted model, not a curated record. Gene Ontology annotation, cellular component: endoplasmic reticulum membrane. NCBI's taxonomy places the organism in Eukaryota, Metazoa, Chordata, Mammalia, Didelphimorphia, Didelphidae. The transcript is spliced from 23 exons. Gene Ontology annotation, biological process: protein transport.